Molecule: messenger RNA, 237 nt
Organism: Blumeria graminis f. sp. triticale
Lineage: Eukaryota; Fungi; Ascomycota; Leotiomycetes; Helotiales; Erysiphaceae
Source: the annotation of a GenBank genome assembly
AUGAACGAGGAAGAGCAAAAGCCCUCCACUCAAAGUGUCAAUAAGAGGACAUGGACCUCCAAACUUGCUGCAGGUGUCUCGACUGGAACAAACAUUGAUGUACGUCGGCCCAUAACAAGACCGACGCCUCCCCAGCAUCAGGGCAAUGAAGACAAAAGAAUCAUGAUUCGGCUAGAUCGAGAACAUGAAGCUCUGAAAGCAGACCAGAUUUUACUCCGCCAACAAGUCCAAGACUGA